GGGCAGCCGCCGCUCCAUGUGGCUUGUAAGGCGGGCCGGACGGAAGUAGUGCGUGUGCUACUUGAACACGGCACUGCGGUGGUGGCAAUGCACCGGGAUAGCCGCGGGAAGUCGGCGCUCGAUCUCGCCGCUGCUGCUGGCUCGGUGGAGGUGGUGCGGCUGUUCCUAGAGACCGGAUUCCAUGUGCGCCUGUGGGGCAGUGAGGAGCAGACAAGGUAUCCGCUGCACAUUGCGUGUGUAAGGAAUGAUGCAGAAGUGGUUAGGGAGCUCCUUAGGUAUUGGGCGGAU
Molecule: messenger RNA, 288 nt
Organism: Tricharina praecox
Lineage: Eukaryota; Fungi; Ascomycota; Pezizomycetes; Pezizales; Pyronemataceae
Product: ankyrin repeat protein
Exons: 1
Molecular function (GO): protein binding
Source: RefSeq, a predicted model, not a curated record